GGCCGCGCUGGCGCCACCCGCCAGAAGCGCGCAGCCGACCGACCAGGAUGGCAGCGGGGCCCACCCCAUCCGCCACGGCGGCGUCGUUCCGGCCGCCGAUCCCGCCGCCGCCGCCGUGCUUCGACUACCGCGCGGCCGUGCUCGCCGACACGCGCGCCGCCGCCGCAGGUAACCCGGCGCUGGCCGGGCUGGUCGAGUCCGGCGCGCUCGUGCGCGUCCCGCGGCGGCGUUUCGGCCCGGUCCCGGCGUGGCGCCCGCCGGACUUCGUGGAGCCCGAGGAGGUCUGGAUCCUCGGCACCUCGCACCUCUCCCCGGAGUCCGUCGCCGACGUCGAGCGCGUCCUCCGCGCCGUCCAGCCCGACAACGUCGUCGUCGAGCUCUGCCGGAGCAGAGCUGGGAUUAUGUACGUGUCCGAUGCUUCCGAUGAGCCGCUCUUGAAGUCCAACAUGUUCUCUCUCGGUGGCGCCAAGUUUUUCGGAGCAGUCAACCGAAGCAUCAACCUGGGUGGACAGAGUGCUCUAGCUCUGCGUUUGCUCCUCGCUGUUUUCUCUUCAAAGAUCUCUUCCGGCGCGAAUCGGCCAUUCGGAGAGGAGUUUCGAGCAGCUAGGAAGGUGUCUGAAGAUAUCGGAGCUCAGCUUGUUCUUGGGGAUCGUCCAAUUGAAAUAACUCUUGAACGAGCAUGGAAAUCCCUCACCUGGGAUCAAAAGACAAAUCUAGUAAUUUCAUUGUUCCGUGGAAUUACUGCAACAACCGACACGCCGGAUGGGAAAACUGCUGUCAGCCCAUACGAGCUAUAUGAGAAACUGAGCACAUCAUAUCCUUCACUGCUGCAACCUCUCAUACAUGAACGCGACAUGUUCCUUGCAUGGUCACUGAAGAGGAGCAAAGCAGUGAACAAGAGCAAAACUGUCGUCGGAGUCGUAGGGAAGGGGCACAUGAAUGGCAUCGUGUACGCGUUGAUAUCUGAUCAAGGGGACUUGAAGUUCCGCGACCUUGUCGGUAGAGAAUCAUCUGAUACAUGGGUUACCUCACUCAUCAAGGGCCUGGUCAGGGACACCAUAAUAGGAUUGGUUCUCUGGGCUUUGUAUGAACAGCUGCAGGCUGUGCUAUAGACAUUUCACACUUUCACAUUUCACACAGAAUCACCUAGCUCAACCAGCAGGAAUUGGAAACUACAACAGUACUGAAUAUUUUUUUUAAGUGCAAUGCAGCAAUACAUAACUUUUCUUUACUGUCA
This is a messenger RNA of Setaria italica (foxtail millet), 1237 nucleotides long. RefSeq names its product traB domain-containing protein. The record is from RefSeq and is a predicted model, not a curated record. Lineage: Eukaryota; Viridiplantae; Streptophyta; Magnoliopsida; Poales; Poaceae. The coding region runs from base 48 to 1112 and encodes 354 amino acids. The transcript has 7 exons.